Messenger RNA from Ochotona curzoniae (black-lipped pika), 2031 nucleotides. It is a transcript of the gene FAM217A, whose product is annotated as family with sequence similarity 217 member A. The transcript is spliced from 3 exons. NCBI's taxonomy places the organism in Eukaryota, Metazoa, Chordata, Mammalia, Lagomorpha, Ochotonidae. Bases 403 to 1728 code for a protein of 441 amino acids. The record is from RefSeq and is a predicted model, not a curated record.
UGAUUUUUCAUUAGCCUUUUUUGAUUAAACUGUAAUAAGGCAGCUACAGAAUAAAGGCAGUCUUGAUGAUAUUCAGGACCCAUUAGUUAAUCCAAGCUGGCAUUUGUAGGUUACACUAAUUCCUACUGAAGUCGAUAAAAACAACAACAACAGCACGGGACUGUGUGUAAGAGGACUUCUCCGACAGCAGUCUCGCCUACACCUCUGACUUUCCCCGGAAAUCCGAGGCAGCGCAUACUCCUGCGUGUGCAAGCGGAGACGAUUAUCUGGAUUUUACCAAAUAUUCCUUGCUUAGAAUAAAAACUGUACAUUGCUAAUCCAGAAUAAGCAACCGAAGCAUAUGGUGUGUAAACGUCUUCUGAUGUUUCAUAGAAUCACUUGGAGUUUCCGGUAGAGCAGCUUAUGCUGGAACUGAAUUUGUCAGAGCCUGCUCAGAGACGAACACAGACUUGCAAACAAGGAGUGUUUCAGUGGUGGAGUGACGCUCUUAAUGAAGGAAGCACCAUGGAGAACAGGGAGUUCAGAGCCUCGGCCGUGGAAGCUGGCUUACGUGGAAGCAGUAGUCCCAUUUGUCUCUUCCCUUUGAACCACUCCUCACCAAGUGCUUCGGCUGAGAAGCACCUGGAUUCUGUCGCUGGCCCCCCGAUGCCGUUGGACCUCUGCUGGCCCUACGCAGACGGAGACUUCCUGAAGGACGCACGCGAGCUCCACGGUGGUCCACGCUCGGCUGUGGAGUGCAGGAGUGCGGAGGCUUUACCCGCUCCGCCCUGGACUUUGAGAUACGGAAACGGCAGCGUGGAAGAGAACCUAACAGACGAAAGCGACUUGUCAGAAACUGAGAAAACGAAUGAUACUUUACUCAGCUAUUUUAAAAAGAUGGACUCAAAACUGAAGCCGGAAACAAUAGAAAACAUUGAAGAAUCGCUCACUGAGGAGCCCGACGAGGCCUUUGCCUACCCCGACUUCCUCCCUGCCCCCUUCCAGGCGCUCGACUUGCACAAGCUGGCCCUCUCCAAGGCGGAAAGCUGGAGAGCAGCAGCGGCGGACCCUGCGGAGAGCUCCGUCGAACCUCUGAUCACGCGGUUACUGGAACUCGAGAGACUGCAGCACGCAACCAUACAGAAGGAGAAGCUCAGGGUGCAGCCCGCUCUCUGCGCACCGACAGCUCCCGAACAGCCCUCUGCAUCCAAGGCUACGCCCAAAGGCAGGCAGCCCAAAGCAGCUGACCCGCUCAGUGCUCAGACGUCUUGUGCAGAUAAAAGCCGAGAAAAAAGGAAGAACAACUGUGGCUCUUACAGGCUUGAGCAGAAUGCUUCCAAAUGGAAUUGGAGCAGUUCCGGCAAAUGGAAAUGGGAUUCUAGACCCACCUCCCUGAAAAGCUCAUCCACCACGAGACAGCUGACUGCCUGUGAUGACCCCAAGAGUCUCAGAGGUUCCCUUUUAAAUCCAGGCCAAGGACUCGCCGCUAAACCCACGCUUGCACAAACAACUCACUCGCUGGUUACAAUGGUCUCCACAAGGUACCUGCCACCGAGGUCUCCAAUCCCUGUGUCACCUGUACCUCUGACUUUCCCCGAAAAUCCGAGGGAAGACAUCGAGGCACCACGGACUAAAAAUCUCCACCGAAAAAACGUAGCAUUGAAUAGACCAUACUAUAUUCAGAAGCUAAACUGUCUGUCCACGUCAUUUAUAGCUAAGAACAAGUGCUCACCCAUUGACCAAAAAUAACCUGUUCCGCCGGCCGCCGGCCCGCGUGUGUGAGCGAGGAGCCCUGCUGAGACACCGCUCACUUCAAGGCGCAGGUUCGAAACUCAAGCAGAGCAGAGCGGAACCGCACAACUGCCGCGUGACGGAGGCGGAGCAGAAGCUGUGAGAAGCCGCGCCGAGAUGUCUCCACGCGGGCGUCCGGGCUGACAUCUUUCGCCUGUCAUGUUUCCAAGAAAUGUUUUCCUUGGUAAACUAAAUUAUUCUGUUCAAAAGAUUGUCCUUUUGUUGUGAUGGUUCUCCAAUAUUAUUCAAUCAUCAAUAAAU